AUGAAGCUAAGUGUCAUUGCAACCCUGGCUGGUCUGCUGGCAUCAACGGCCGCAUUCCGGGGCUUGCCCAUUCCAAUUGGGGAACUUUCCAGGCAGCAGCAGCCUGCAGCUAUUCAAAGCUCUCUGUCUGCGUCUUAUCCCGAGUACAAUCUCUCUAUUCCUAUUGACCACUUCCUCAAUGAAUCGAUCUACGAACCCCAUUCCCGCAACAAAUUCAACCUGAGGUACUGGUUUGAUGCGCAGUUUUACAAGCCGGGUGGCCCGAUUUUUGUUCUAUGCGGAGGCGAAACCGAUGCCCAGGAUCGACUCCCAUUUCUCCAGAAGGGCAUUGUCCACGAAAUUGCAAAGGCCACGAACGGGGUGGGGGUAAUCCUGGAACACCGCUAUUAUGGAAAGAGCAUUCCCACGCCCGACUUCAGUACCGAAAACCUUCGCUUCUUGACGACUGAGCAGGCCUUGGCCGAUACUGCCUACUUUGCGAAACAUGUUAAAUUUCAGGGCCUUGAAGGCUUUGACCUGACUCCUGAGAAAACGCCGUGGCUCGCUUAUGGGGGAUCCUACGCUGGGUCAUUUGCCGCUUUUCUUAGGGUCGUCUAUCCAGACACCUUUUUCGGCGCCAUCUCAUCGUCAGGUGUCCCAGCGGCUAUAUGGGACUACUGGGAAUACUACGAGGCAGCCAGGAUCUUUGGCCCCCCCGUUUGCAGUCGUACACAGGGCAAAUUGACCAACAUAGUCGACAAUAUCCUCUUGAAUGAAACCAAUGCCGACUACGUUGUUGAUCUCAAGACAGCGUUUGGAAUAGACGCAAAGAUCGACAAUGCCGACUUUGUAUCUGCAAUCACUGGUGGCAUCACUUCACUGCAAAGCUACAAUUGGGAUCCAGAAGUCAGCAGCGAUGCUUUUUUCACGUACUGCGAUACCAUAUCCAACGACGAGAAUCAGUUCCCAGCCUUAGAGAGCAAUCGCCCCUUCGUCGAGAAGAUUGUCGCCCAGACAGGCUACGCAGACGACCCGGAUCCAUUGGUUGAUCGUAUGCUUAACUAUAUCGGAACACAGCGAUCUGGAUCGGGAUCCGACUCAGGGUCCGCCGAGAUUUCCGACAAGUCCUUUUACGAUCAGGACGACCUUUCCCAAACAUGGAGACUUUGGCCGUAUCAGGUGUGCACCGAAGAUGCCUUCAACAUCACGAAACCGGCCGACACUGACCGGAUCAACAAGUAUGGAUCAUUCAACAUCUCGUAUCCUCGCCUCGCGUUCGUGGAUGGGCAGUGGGACCCUUGGCGUGCGGCAGGGGUGCAUGCACUAUCUCAAGUUCAACGCGACUCGACCAUAAGCGAGCCCAUGAUCUUGAUCGACGGCGGUGUGCACCAUUGGGACGAAAACGGCGUUUUCCCCAAUGAGACAAAGCCUGGGUUCCCACCAAAGGCAGUUAUAAUGGCCAAACGGGAGAUGCGUGACUUUGUAAAGGAAUGGCUGGGGGACUGGGUUUGA
Messenger RNA from Geosmithia morbida, 1491 nucleotides. Its product is annotated as Serine carboxypeptidase S28. Lineage: Eukaryota; Fungi; Ascomycota; Sordariomycetes; Hypocreales; Bionectriaceae. Gene Ontology annotation, biological process: proteolysis. The coding region runs from base 1 to 1491 and encodes 496 amino acids. The record is from RefSeq and is a predicted model, not a curated record. Gene Ontology annotation, molecular function: dipeptidyl-peptidase activity; serine-type exopeptidase activity. The transcript has 3 exons.